This is a messenger RNA of Colias croceus (clouded yellow), 3146 nucleotides long. It is a transcript of the gene EloB, whose product is annotated as elongin-B. Gene Ontology annotation, biological process: transcription elongation by RNA polymerase II. Gene Ontology annotation, cellular component: elongin complex; VCB complex. The coding region runs from base 59 to 418 and encodes 119 amino acids. Lineage: Eukaryota; Metazoa; Arthropoda; Insecta; Lepidoptera; Pieridae. Gene Ontology annotation, molecular function: protein binding. The transcript has 5 exons. The record is from RefSeq and is a predicted model, not a curated record.
CCUAAAAGCGUUUUUUUAUAAAAAUAACUAGUUUAUAGUUUUUAAUUAUAAUUUAAACAUGGAUGUCUUUUUAAUGAUUAGGCGAAAAAAGUUAACCAUCUUCACAGAUGCAAAGGAUACAACGACUGUAUUAGAACUGAAAAAAAUGAUUGAAGGUAUUCUGAAAGUGGCACCGCCCAGCCAAAUGUUAUUCAACAAGGACAGUCAGUUGAUGGAGGAUGAAAAGACCUUAGCUGAAUAUGGUUUGACCUCUGUGACUGCUAAAGCACAAUGCCCUGCUCCUAUCGGACUUGCUCUAAGGAAAGAAAAUGGUGAAUUUGAAGCCCUGGAUCUGACCCCAUACUCCUCACCGCCAGACCUGCCAGACGUCAUGAAGUCCCAGGAGACGAACGGUCAAGAACAAAUGGAUCAGCAUUAAACGACAAAACGACCACUCGCAUUUGUGAUACAACCAUCAUCUUAGUAUCAAGAUAUCCUGCACUUUGGCGACCACAGAUAACAAAUAAUGGUGUUCAAAUAUUUUUGAACUUGGCAACCCCAAUAUAAGUGUCACCAAAGUUGAAGGUUAACAACGAGGCAAUAAGUCUUAAUCUGUGCCCUAUUCUGGCACUAUAAAAACAAGAUUCAAUUGCAUAUUGAAGCUUGUUUGACCUCAAUUAAUGUUUGACAAAUAAUCAUAAUUUUUUAAUGAAAAUUGAUUAUUUGUGUUAACCUCCAUAGUUACGCUAUUAACGCUUAUCUCUUAGGGUUUUUCCAUGGAUAUAUUUAAAGCACAUAUAGAGAAAAUAAUUGUCUGUCAGUAUUGAUAGAUAUAUUUAAUAUUGUCAAUUGUUUUAAUUCUAACAACACUACUUACUGUUUGUUACAAUAUUUUUUUUAUCAUUUCAUUGCGUUUAUUUAUUGAUAUUAUACUUGUGAUGAUCUUACCUUGGCUUAAUUUGAAUCAGGGUUCAGGGUCACAUUUUAUGAAUUACAAAGUGUGAUGUAAUAGAUACGACUAAAAUGUUCUAUGGUCUUGUCGCCUUUAUAAAUAAUUAAAAAUUUCAUAUAUUAAAAAUCUCAAAUGUGCAGCAAAACUGCAUGAAACAACGAAUACAUCCAUAUUUCAAUAAUUCAUAACUGAAAUGUGGAACCUGUUCUAAAAAUAGCCCUUUUUUAACAUUUCAUUUAAUUAAUUUUGUGGUAGUAACAUCGAAAACUCACAUGCCACAAUAAUUAAUGUUUUGACAAUUUACUUAAUAAAUUUUAAACCACACGUAUCGUAUAUUAUAGAUAUUGCGUGUGUAUUGUAGAUGUCACAAUUUUCACUAAAACUUGCGUGUUCUUAGCUUUGUCACUUUCAAAAUUGUGUACUAAUACGGCUAUGUAUCUAAUACAGUUAUAGGUUUACACUUUAAGUAUCACUUCAUUCUCAUGAAUAUCCCAAAGCGGGACUAAGUAAUCAUUACGUGUAGUAAUUUGGAUGUUUUAAAUAAUUUACGUGUCGUACUUUAUGUAUUUAUUUGUAUGGCAACAUUUUUGGUCAUACGCGAAACGAGUUCGAAAUUAUUUUAUUGGAGAAAGCCUUUAAUGUAACACGUAUCCAAAUGGUAUAAAUUUCAAAUUAAACAGCAUAAUAUAUAGUACGACUUUUAGUGCUGAUUUACACAGGGUCAGUAGACAAGUCAGUCGCGGCGCCAAAAUUCGGCGUCGCGACUGACUUUAACUGUUUUACAUAGACUUCAAGCCUCUGUACUGACUUCAAAUCUGUUUACACAGGGUUUUAUUUCGGGUCAGCACUGAUUUGCCUCGAAUUUGUAGUCAGUUACUGACCCUGUGUAAAUCAGCACUUACACUUGAAAAACUUUAGUACUAUAUUGAAAGUCAGUAAAUACUAGGUACUAAUUUAAGUUAAAUACAUACUAUAAAAUCUCAAGUCUUCGUUUCAAAUAAUACUAAAGUUUUUAAGCAUGUCUGACUGCCAUUAAAGAGAAUUAGUCAAUCUUAGUCGAUGGAUACAUUGGCAUCGGAUGUGCAAUCUACGGUUUUGUGGUUAUUCUAUUAAAAUUAAUAUGGUAUUUAACUAAAGAUAGAAUAGGAUGGUCUAUAGAUAAUAGUUAAAUUGAUAGGGUAAAUAGGGGCUUUUUAUAUUCUUGGAUCCACAACAUUUUGUCUAUAUCGUGAACCUACCACAAGUUUUUAAUAAUAAUUAACUCCAUAAUUUAUGAUUUAGAAGUGAAUAUAUGACCACCUUCUUUGUAUCAUACUUAUCAAUUGUUUUUCAAACAUCGAGAAAUGAAAGCCCAAAAGAGUUGCUAAGGGAAUCAACUUGUGGUAGGUUCUCUAUGUAUAUUGUAAUAGUUCCUCGACAUUGACGGUUGCUAAUUGUUUUUCAUUUAUCUGUUUAUUUUGUAACAAUUUCUUCUAUUCUUCCUUUUUAUUAAAACAUGUUAAUGAGGUUCUUUAUAUUUUAUUUUGAGAGCAGGUUGGUAAAAGUUUUUAUGGGCUCAUCAAUGAUAAUUUAAAUUAAACAUUACUGCUCUUAAUGUUCAAAUCUUAUGGUAUUUGAGAAGUUAUUUUUUGCACAAUACAGUCCUUGUAAACAAAUGCUUCAUGAAAUGUACAUUUUGAAACGAUUUUUUUAACAUUUAAAGAUAUUAUACUGCUCAGCUUUAUCGCGAUAUUGCAUCCCACUUAUAAUAUUACCUAUGUGUUUGUAAAUUAUCAACAAAGUUCAUUAAAUAGUUGAUAGCCAAUAAAAAAAUCCUUUAUUUUCAUUGGUGCAUAUUUGAAUGUCGUUUAGUUUAACCAGCACAUUUGUUACCAAAUUCCUGUCUAUCUAAAGUCGUAGUAUUAAGUUUUAUUACACUAUAAUAGGUUUAUAUUGUAAUAAUUAUUGAAGGAAUUCUAUUCAUUAAAGUGAGCUUAAUAUAGAUUUUUUCGAAAGCCUUUGGAGAUUCACUUUUUCUUUCGUAGACCUUAUUGUGAUGUAAGUACACAGCAAUAAUCAUAAUGACAAUUUUAUGUAGCAUUCUAGUUUCACAUAAGGGUUUGGAUGACAUGUGAACAAACAAUAGGGCAAGAGACUUGUGUAAAUUAGAUUAGUUUCAUGUGCAAGUAUGGGAUAUUUCAAGAACCAGCAGGAAAUAAAGCUGUUUUGAUUUGUU